GUAGGCCUACAUUUAUUGUUCAUUCUCUGCUCAAGGACGGGUGGUGCUAAUCUGUGCUCGAACUUCUCAGCUCCUCCAGAACGCGUGACCGCUGCUCGCGCAUGCGCACUUUACUAAUUAUGAGUCAUUAUAUCGCGCAAAUAUUAAAAACAUGGCCCUUUUUCGUCUGCAAGGCCAGGGAGUGUGGCCCGUUACUCAUUCAACCGUGCGGUGACCGGAUGGGGGUGAUCAGCGUGUUAUUAAAUCGAGCCGACGGGUACAAUGGGAAAAUCAAUUCAAGCGUUCAAUCGGGUUUCCAAACCGUGCACUGAGUGCGUUCUCAUGAUGUAACAUACGGUUCAAGUGCAGUCUAUGCGGUGGUGUGUGUACACAUGACACUUGUGUCAUUUCGUGUGGAGUUUCGUUGUGGAGAAAGUGACUAAAAUAGACGACUUCCGCUGGAACCUGCGCCCACGUGCUGCUCUGUAUAUUGCGUCUUCAAUGACCAUCACGACACAAAGGUUCAUGCCGAAUCUCAGAGAGUAGUUUUGGAGCCUUUGUCCUCCAUGGUCGGGCCGUACAGUUGCACCGUGGAUCUGGAGGACACUACAGCCCACUUUGUGUAUGUAUACGGCUGAAUCCCCUGGACAACAAUACAUCGAUCGGCAAAACAAGGUUACAGUAUUCUGGCUGAUUCAUCGGAACAACACGCUGCGUUUGUGCCAAAACACCACAAAUUUAUCGUAGUCACAAAGUGCUUUGUGUUUCUACCUCAAAACCAAACCCGUUUUAGACGUGAGCUAGUGACACUUCCAGGAACACUGUUUUUAUAGUGAUGGAAUUUUAGUAUCGGACCGAUUACCGUACUCGGUUAUAUUCCAUAAAAAUUAUGCCACAGACUUUGGUCUCACCGAAUCUCCAGGACUAAUGAUUGGAGUGUGCUUGAAUUCAACGUGCUUUAUCUGCUGUAGGUAGCGUCAUCAUGCCAGCAAAGCGUGACGGUCCACUUUGGAUCACUCUGAGAUAAACAUUUGUACUCACAUAUCAUGCCGUUAUAAAUGGAACUAUAUCCAGUAGAGGAAAUUCAGCAAGCACAUGACCAUGCUGCCAGGAGAGAUAUCCCACAAAUAACUUCUGGUCGGUUCCACUUUCGAUGAUGGCCACUGAAGUCAUCUGGAAUUAUCAUAAGCCACGUUGCUGCGUAACUAAAUAACGAGUGUCGUAAAUAUCGCGUUGCCAUGAGUUUUGACAUACGGGAAGCGGUGACUGGGCAUCCGAAGACGGCCCAGUUCACCGACGCGUUGUCGGUGGUGGCGGUGGGACUGAACAGUUCGUCACCCUCGGGCAGCCCUGACUGGCGGCCCGCUGCCGAUGCGAUGUGCGGGGACCUGUACGAGAAUCACACGUGCUCCUCGGACCUGGACGCCCGCUACGUGCAAGCUGUGCUGGGCCUGAUAAGCUUCGUCCUCAUCAUCUUCGGCAACGGGCUAACCAUCCUGGUCAUCCUGACAGACCGGCAGCUUCAUAAUGUAUCCUUCCUGGUCAUCUUGAAUCUAGCACUUGGGGACUUCCUUCUUGGAAUCGUCAGCCAGCCUCCUUCCGUCUACUACGCCUUCACCUGCGUCUGGCCCAGCGGCAGCCAGGGAUUUCUGUGUCAGUUUGUGGGUUUCUUCAUCUGCCUCUUAUGCUCCGUGUCCAUACUCUCCUUAGGACUCGUCAGCUACGAGCGAUAUCUCUACGUAGUCUGUCCCUUCGAGUACCAGAAUAAGAUGACGUUCGGGCGAGUGAUAUUCAUCUGUGCCUUGCUGUGGAUAUACUGCACGAUAGCUGCCGUGUUCCCCGUGUCCGGACUUUGGAAGGGGGUCGGGCUGGUCCCAGACACGGCCCUGUGCAAUAUUCUCUGGCACACCGAACCCAUCUUCAUGUGGGCCAUGAUCCUCCUCGUCCUGUUACCCUCUGGUAUAGUCAUCGUGUAUUCGUAUUAUAAGAUCCUUCGCAUGACACGAACCAUAAAACGUUUGGAAGCCCGGUAUCGCCAGGCGAUCGAGCUGAAUCCGAUGGCACCGGCGUCCAAGAACGGCGCAACCCGGUCCAGGAACGGCUCCACCCAGUCCAUUCAGGGUCUGUCGAACACUCCAGGAAGCAGCACCCCAGACAGCCUCAUGUCCGUAGCUGAUGGGGCCACUCAAGGCACUCCGGCCCCCUGCGCGACUCCGGUGACACUCCGCAAGAUGAGCCUAGGCAACGCCCGCAAGGUGGCCAAAGUCUUCGUCAAGGAGCGCAAGUCCACCAUCACCGUCACGGUGCUCAUCGGUACAUUUGUGGUCUGCUGGACGCCUUACGUGAUAGCCCAGAUCAUCCAGGCCAUGUGGUGCCAGUAUACCAGCUUCUGGGUGGCCGGCAUUACGCAGUGGCUUUGUAUCUUUAACAGUGCCUGCAACCCUAUCGUCUACGGGGCCACGAACAAGGCUUUCCGGGAGGGAGUCAAACGUUUCUUGCGACGGUUUGGGUUGUGCAGGCGAAGACAUGAUCGGAACCUGGCAGACCCCACCCGGACUCCAUCGAGGGGUAGGCCCAGGGUAGACGCGCUACGAGCAGAGAGUCAGGAGGAGUUGGACUCGCUUGCCUGACUCCAACUAGUUCAAUUAUUCAUAAACUCUUUAAAAAAAACUGUAGUCAAUUAUGAUUGGAAAACAGUCAAACUUGUGUCAAGCAGAUGCAAGCAGCAGCUAUUUACAUUGAAUGCAAAAUGCUAAUGGGACUGUUCCUCAGCCGAAACUGACUACAGUUUUUUAGAGCGUAAAUAUAAUUCUCGUGAUAUAAAUUGAAAAAAAAAUCUUAUUGUUGUUCGAACUCGGCGAUUAUAUUUAUAAAAUCGUAUAAUUUAUUUAGUCUUUCACUACAAGCCCUAUAGAUUUCAGCGCUCCGUUGCAAUACAUAAUUUUAUUACACAUUCCCUUGAACUCGGCAAAUCGUUUGAUUUGAAUUUUAGGAAUACGUCUGAUGCUUAUUGAAGACAUGAAACAGACAAAAUUGCCGAAUGUCAAUUUUUUUUAAUUUGUUGAAAUUGCUGUAUGUGAGCGUUUACAAAACUAUAGUGCAGAUACCUUUAAUUAUUAAACUUGACUUUUGGGUAAGUGUUUUAUAUAAUGUACUUGAAACAGACACGAACCGGUUACCCAACUUGAAGGCUAAUUUGUAAAAUCAGUACAAAUUACAAGAAACUCGAUAUUUUACAAAGUGAGUGAUUUAUUCAAGGAAGGAGGUAUCGUAUGUGUGAGCAAAAACGUUAAUGUUAUAUUUUCCAAACAGGGAUUACUUUUUCUCCAUAUACCAGACGAAAUACUUAUACUUUUUAAUCAUUCCUGGUUUCUUUUCGUUUUUGUUGAUCUUUUCUAUGUUGUUUUUUGACGAUGCCCGCAUUUUUACACACCGCCUUUAUACAAGCAUUGCCAGACACAAGGUCGCUCCAGCUGGGCAUUUAUUUCAAAAACAAUUAAUAAUUUCGUCAACCGAAGAAUAAUUCAAGGCAAAACAGAGGCUGUUGAUUAAAUUUGCAUUUAUUAUUCCCUUAUGCAGAUUCAACUAUGGUAAAGGUUUUUUUUUGAAGUACAUGCAUUUAUUUUGUGUAUAGUCCAUGUCAUUUUCCGAACCGUUGUUGUCUGUGUCUACUCAUGGACAUCUUACACUGAAUACGUUACAAGUAAUUUAAAUCUACCAGGCUUUUUUCCAACCGCAGUAAAGUACAUGUGAAUUACGUGUUAUGUUUGCUCAUCUAAUGGUGUCAUGAACUGAAGCAGAAAACUAAAUAUUUUGACCAGAUUUACAUUCCAAUAUCCUGUGUUAUUUUUCUCACAAGAAAUAUCUAAUAACUUUAUUGCGUACUUAUGCAGAGCACUCCAGAUUGCAUAUUAAUUAUGGGGUUGCUUAUAAUAUAAUGCAUAUGCAUUGCAAUGCACAAACUGUUGCAGUAUUAUUGUCAUCAAUGUUCAUGAAAUGGAAUUUCAAUUAACGAGCUUACGUCAGGUGUGACCCUUUUCUUUCACACGCAACUUUCAGUUUAUAUACGUCUUUAAAAAUGCGAGAAAGAGAAAGCGCGAAUACAUUAUUGCUCUGUGUUUCUUCAUGUUGUUAUUCACCGACUGAAACUUCAUCAAAACAACACACUGUUGAUAGCACAGUCAAUAUUCGCCCCUGGAAAACUGGAUCGUUUUAAUUAAAAACAGUUUCAUUUUUACAUGUGCUCGUGGGAAUGAGCUGUCGUUUACAUUAUGGCACGUAAGCUUCGCUCAUUGACGGAUAUCAAGUGUCUUGUAGUAUCGUUCAACGACAGUGCUUUAUCCAAUCUGUAUAAGCUUCAGCACACAUGUGUGUUUUAUCAUCAAAACUAAAUCUUUUACUUUUUAAAAUUGUCAUAAAUACUUCACUCAUUUACCGAAAGGGUUUCUUUCGGAUUGAACUUCUUUGAUCGCCAAUUGGCUUUUUGCAUCAUAUUUCAAGAAUUGUAUUGUCACAGCCAAAGACACCACUAAUAAUUCAAAACCAUUGUGCAAUAGGCGAGUUUCAAAGUAGCAUUGUAUGAAUUGAGGACCCGUUACAUUUGUUUUAAUCCUCUCAACAAAAGGCAGCACCCAGGCCCUCGGCUUCAGUGCCCAUUGGAAAUUCGCCAGUAUAACAUUAAUACGUUUAUUUUAUACCUGCGGUGGUAGUUUCGGGUACGGUUACAAACUUAUGGGACUGAUGUCAUGUCCAGAAAACACGGACACGAUAACAUAAAUUACACCAAAAUCUGGGUAGGGGGAAAUUGUUCCGGUUUAUUAAUGCAAUUCCUAUACGAUUCUCUGCUCACAUGCAUGUACAUGCCCGCAUGCAAUAUCACAUAACAGUCUAAGUACACUCCAACUGUGCUUGCAAUUUGUAUGGUCCGUAUUAUUGCAUGUAUAUGUUAUAUAUAUGCGGGUAUUACUUAACACAUGCAUAUUGACUGAAAGUGUCUUACGUAUAGUAAAAAUUGAACUGAAACCCAUCCUUUCUGAGAGUCCGAAGAUAAAGACUUCACCUAAAUUAGCUGUAAAAGUCAGACAACUAAAGGUUUCAGACAUUCCAAACGAAAUGUGUACAGUGAUGCCGUUUAUUGUUUUUCCAACUUCAUCUUAAAAUAGAGGAAAUAAAACUGGAAUAUAAAAA
Messenger RNA from Patiria miniata (bat star), 5166 nucleotides. Its product is annotated as histamine H2 receptor-like. Bases 1218 to 2609 code for a protein of 463 amino acids. The transcript has a single exon. The record is from RefSeq and is a predicted model, not a curated record. Gene Ontology annotation, molecular function: G protein-coupled receptor activity. Gene Ontology annotation, cellular component: membrane. Lineage: Eukaryota; Metazoa; Echinodermata; Asteroidea; Valvatida; Asterinidae. Gene Ontology annotation, biological process: G protein-coupled receptor signaling pathway.